Messenger RNA from Beta vulgaris subsp. vulgaris (sugar beet), 1753 nucleotides. RefSeq lists its product as hypothetical. The record is from RefSeq and is a predicted model, not a curated record. Bases 374 to 1081 code for a protein of 235 amino acids. The transcript has 10 exons. Lineage: Eukaryota; Viridiplantae; Streptophyta; Magnoliopsida; Caryophyllales; Amaranthaceae.
GGUGGGUGUACUGUUGGUGUUUUAUAGGGUGAGUGGGUGUACCGGUGGUGUUUCAAUGGAUGAAAGUGAUGGUCAGUAGAACAGAAAGGAAGAGAGAAAGAAAUAAAAAAGAAAAAUACGAAAAUCUUAAAAUUUAACCUGUUUAACAGGUUGUAGGUCAUCAGGGUUCAAUUUAGGAAGGUCCUUCAAUAGUUAGGAUUAUACUAGAAUAAUCCAUAAUUGGGAUUAAUAUUGAAACACUAGCCAUAGUUCGGAUUAUCUAUGUGAAUUUUUCCUAAAAUUUAUAUGCCCAAUUUAUGAAAGAUUCAAACUUUAAAGAAUAAGCAGUUACUCACUACACAACAGAGUAAAUAAAAAAAAUCCAUCAAAAAAGAUGGCAAAUUGGGAGCUGAAGAGAUGUUGCAAUCAUGAACAACUUGUUUUCUUAACCACAACUGCUGUUUGCACUGUUGUCAUUCUUGCGCUAUGGAGAACGGUCUUACUGAUGCCUUUUAAGCUUGUGACUGUUUUCCUUCAUGAAGCAAGCCAUGCUAUUGCUUGCAAACUUACUUGUGGCCAUGUAGAGGAGAUGCAAGUACAUGCAAACGAAGGUGGCAUGACGACAACACGUGGUGGUGUCUAUUGGUUUAUCUUACCUGCUGGAUAUCUAGGCUCAUCAUUCUGGGGAAUGGCUUUAAUACUUGCAUCAACAAAUCUUUUGACUGCGAGAAUUGCUGCAGGAUGUUUAGCCCUUGCUCUAUUUAUCGUUCUUUUUGUUGCCAAAAAUUGGACACUACGUGGAUUAUGUAUCGGGUUCAUUAUUUUACUUGCUGUAAUAUGGGUCCUGCAGGAAACAACAAAAAUCCAUGCCCUCCGCUAUAUGAUUAUGUUCAUUGGUAUAAUGAACAGCUUGUUCUCAAUUUAUGAUAUAUACGGUGAUCUAAUCUCCCGAAGGGAACACACUAGUGAUGCAGAGAAGUUCGCUGAAGAAUGUCCUUGCCUUUGCAACGGUGUGGGAUGGGGUAUCGUUUGGGGAAUAAUAUCAAUACUGUUUCUAUGUAUAUCAAUGUAUUUAGGCCUCGUAAUCCUGUCAUCAGGUUGAGAAGAACCAGAGUGCAGGGUUAAAACUUAUAAAAUAUAGCUAUUUUUUACACACUUGAAGAAGACAAGGGAAGAGGGGAGGGGCCGGGGGUAGAACAAUUAUUGUAUACUUGAUUUUCAUAAAAAAAAAUACUCUUUGUUCAUGCAUAUGCAGAUAUGCUUUGAUCUAAUACCGAAUUACAGGGAAUGUUAUUAACAAUAUGGGGCAUGUUCAUUAGAAAUAAAAAGUAUUCAUUUGGAAUAUAAUGUGCAUGGUGCACAUAGAAGAACCAUAUCAUUCACGUCUAAGGAUUCAAUGUGAGACUAAAUCUUCGCAACAGAUUCUUUUUGAGCUUUGCAUUCACAAUGACUUCUAUAAGUUUGCCGGAUCAAAUAAUAUUGCAAGUAUUUUAAAGGCACAUACCUGUAUAAUUAAGCUAUGUUGAUACUAUAGGGUUCGUUUUGAUUCAAUAUGGCACUUCUCCAUACUUGUAAAGAGAACUUUUUUUUUUUUAAUAAUUUACUUUUCAAAAUUUCUCCUACUUUAUAUAUUUAUAAUUUUAUUUUUAUAGUAAGAAAACUAGAGGAAAAUAUAAGAUGAGAUGAUGUAAUGCACGAUGUUGGCAGAUCAUAUUUGUUAAUAACAAUCAUUCUAUAAUCUUGAAACCGUUGAAUCAAUCUUUUAGCAUAGGUG